This is a messenger RNA of Beta vulgaris subsp. vulgaris (sugar beet), 2483 nucleotides long. RefSeq names its product inorganic pyrophosphatase TTM1. The coding region runs from base 156 to 2177 and encodes 673 amino acids. The transcript is spliced from 12 exons. The record is from RefSeq and is a predicted model, not a curated record. Lineage: Eukaryota; Viridiplantae; Streptophyta; Magnoliopsida; Caryophyllales; Amaranthaceae. Gene Ontology annotation, molecular function: kinase activity; ATP binding. Gene Ontology annotation, cellular component: cytoplasm.
UAUGGACCACGACUGGAGCACGUACGGGAGACCAGUGUUGACUCACGCCGCAGACAAUUGUAUCGUGUAGAACCUCUCUCCUAGUCUCCUAACUUCCAAUUCCAACAAUUUGGAAGCUACAAAUUUGUUCCCCAGUUUCUGUGUUCUUAUUCCGAAUGGGUGAAAUUGAAACUGCUCCAAAUGGGUAUGAUUCACCUCGACCACGGUCUAAUCUCUUAAGGGAUCAAGUCCAGUUGGUGAAGAGAAAGGAUUCCAAUCGCUACGAAAUUGUCCCAAUUGGCGGUCCCUUAAAAUUUGAAAAGGGCUUUUUUGUAGUGAUCCGUGCUUGUCAGUUGUUAGCCCAACAUAAUGAUGGAAUAAUAUUAGUUGGAGUUGCUGGCCCCUCGGGUGCUGGGAAGACUGUGUUUACUGAAAAGAUGCUCAACUUCAUGCCCAGUAUUGCUGUUAUAUCUAUGGACAACUACAAUGAUGCUAGCCGAAUCAUUGAUGGGAAUUUUGAUGAUCCACGGUUGACAGAUUAUGACACACUGCUUCAAAAUAUACAUGAUCUGAAAGCAGGGAAGCCUGUUCAGGUUCCAAUAUAUGAUUUCAAGUCUAGCUCUCGAACGGGCUACAGAACGAUUGAAGUGCCUAGCUCGCGUAUAGUAAUUAUCGAGGGUAUCUAUGCAUUGAGUGAAAAGUUGAGGCCUUUCCUGGAUCUGCGUGUGUCCAUAACUGGUGGAGUACAUUUUGACUUGGUGAAACGUGUUUUACGGGACAUCCAACGUGUUGGGCAAGAUCCUGAAGAAAUAAUUCAUCAGAUAUCUGAAACGGUGUAUCCUAUGUAUAAGGCAUUCAUCGAGCCUGAUCUUCAAACGGCUCAUAUUAAGAUAAUGAACAAAUUUAAUCCUUUUACUGGGUUUCAGAAUCCCACUUAUAUUUUGAAGUCAACAAGGAUUGUGGCAGAUGAAGAAAUCAAAUCAGUGAUGGCAGAAGAACACAAGGAAACUAAGGAGGAAACAUAUGAUAUAUACCUUCUACCGCCUGGUGAAGAUCCUGAAGCUUGCCAGUCAUACCUGAGGAUGAGGAACAGAGAUGGAAAAUACAAUCUCAUGUUUGAGGAAUGGGUCACGGACACUCCCUUCAUAAUAUCACCUAGAAUAAGUUUUGAAGUCAGCGUCCGUCUUCUUGGUGGUUUGAUGGCCUUGGGGUACACUAUUGCGACUAUUCUGAAAAGAAGAAGCCAUGUCUUCUCUGAUGAUAAGGUUAUUGUGAAAACUGAUUGGUUAGAACAGCUGAAUCGCAAGUACAUUCAGGUUCAAGGAAGAGAUCGGUCAUAUGUUAAGUUUGUAGCAGAGCAGCUGGGUUUAGACGGUUCUUAUGUUUCACGUACUUACAUAGAACAAAUCCAGCUGGAGAAACUUGUAAACGAUGUCAUGGCUUUGCCAGAUGAUUUGAAGAGUAAGCUCAGCAUAGAUGAUGAAGUAGUUUCUAGUCCUAAAGAAGCACUUUCUCGAGCUUCGGCAGAUUCGAGAGUCAAAUAUCUUUAUGAUUCUACUACUGCAUCCCAUGUUAAGAUAAGCAAUAUUUCCCGUUCAUUUUCAACACACCGGGAGAAGCACCUGUCCAAGCUGACAAGGCUUUCUGUCAAUGAAGGAAGCUUUAAUGGGAUCAUCCCGCGAUCGCCUGCUGGUGUUGCAAAUCAAGGAGCUGUGACUCGUCUCUCAGAUCAGAUAUUCACACUGAAUGAGAGAAUGGAUGAGUUAACGUCUCGUAUUGAAGAGCUAAACUCCAAGUUUCCCCUUGGGAAGGUUUAUGCUAGCCAACAGAACUUGGCUCUACAGUCUGAAGCCUGUAAUGGCUCUACACCUCAACUUCUCAUGGCUGGAGGAUUAAGCAAUGGCCCUAUGACUGGUGGGCUAUUACCUCAUUCAUCAUCAUCUUCCCAAUUGGUGAAGGAUUCUCAAGUUGUUGAAGAGGUAAUGCUAGUGGCUAGAGGGCAGCGCCAAAUCAUGCAUCAGUUAGAUACUCUGAGCAGCCUUCUACACGAGUAUUUUGGAGAGAAAUCCCGCCAUGACAGAACAGACAGAACGGUCAGCAGUCUUAAUUAUGUAUCAAUUGCCAUCCCUCUUGUUACAACCUUAACUCUUGGUGGUUUAGGAGUUCUUUUGUUCAGAGGUCUUCCCUCUCAGAAGUAGUUAUCUGAUCCAGCACUUACAAACUAUUUAGCUUAAAAUAAUAUAGGAUAAAGUUACAGAUUUAUGAUCAAAAUACUGUUUAGUUUCUUAGAAGGGAGAAAAAGGCGCAUUCUGAAAGUUCGGUUUGUAAUUACACAAUAAUAGCCCUUGUACAGAUAUAGGGUGCUGUGUUGGACUUGGAUGUCUGCAAUGCCCACAGUUUAUGUAAUUAGUAUACAAAUUAAUUAAUAGAUGUCAAACAUAGUGUGAAGUUACAAAAAUAAUAGAUGUAAAAUCAAAUUGUGAGGUUACGCUGCUUAUGUGUUA